GUAAAGUUGACUAAAUAAAUACAAACAAAACAACAAGCCCCAAAAACCAUGGAGGAAAUUAAACUACGAUGUCGUACUUGUUUAAAAAGCAAUACUAAAUUAUGCUCACUAUUCAAAUUGAUUCCCAAAUCGAAUCCUUCCCAGACAUAUGACCAGUUUUUAACAGAAUAUACACAACUCGAGCUCACUAUGGAACAAAAAGCUAAAAUGCCACAAGGACUUUGCAUGAUUUGUUGUGGUCAAUUUCAUCGCAUGUACAAGUUUAUUAACCAAAUUAAAGAGUGCAAUCACAAACUCAUGGUCAUGAUAACUGAUAAUCAAUUGGACUGUUUACAAGAAGAUGUCAUAGAUAUUCCAAGGGAAGAUGCCGUAGAAAAUAUAGAACAAUGUCGAGACACAAUAAAUACUAACAGAAAUCAAUGUGAUAAAGGUGAAAUCGACACAAUAGAUGAGCCUAACAUAUCGAAGGACCAUGUUCGCACUAUCCCAGAAGUAGCAAUCUCAAAUAAUUAUAAAACAACAGUUGGCCGGCUACAGUAUGAAGAGCACACAGAAAUUCUGAAUUUAAACCAAUAUAAACGUAGUACUUAUAAAGACAACGUAGAAGCAGAUGUCAGUAAUUCUCAGGCAGAAUUAAAUUUCCAUGAUUUGAACUCCGAGAAAAUGUGUGCCCGGUUUGACGGCAAUUCUUUAAAAUGUUUCAAUUUGGAUAAAUCUCUGAUAGACAUAUCUUGUCCACUCUGUGCAAAAGCAUUCAAAAGACCCUACCUUCUAAAACAUUUGCGCAAGCUACAUGGUAUAGAUCAACCUAGCGCUUUUAUGAGACAACACUUGGAAAUCGCUACAAAAACCUCAAAGGAUAGUUAUAAACUUUUUGAGUGCCAGCAAUGUGCUUAUGUAGCCAAAAGCAAACCGGCCAUUAACUACCACAAUCGUACAAAACACCCUACCGAAGAGGAUAAGUUCAAAUGUAAAUUUUGUUCCUUCGAAUCACUGAAAAAAUUGGAUUUGGUAGAGCAUAUUAGGAAUGAACAUAGAAUCGAAUUUAAAGCUUUGAAACGGAAUGUGAAACAGAGACAAGAAAAUGGUAAAUUUUCAGCUUGUUCUGAAUCAGAGGAUGAUGUUGCAAAUCUAGAAAUAGCACCCAAUGAACAAAAUUCUCCCUAUUCAAGUGAAAAUGAUGAUGAGUUCAUAAAAGAUAUGAUAAAUAUCGAAAGAAAGCAUUUAAAGUCAAAUGUAAUAGAUGGUAGACCCAUCAGUACGUUGGCAAGAACAUGUGAUGAUUGCGGUAACGUUUAUAAAGAUUUUCCCUCGCUGUAUGCUCACAAACGUUUUGUACACAUCAGCGAGGAUAUGUACAGUGCAUGUGUGCAUUGUGGCAGAAAAUAUAAACGUAGCAGAGAUUUAAAAAAUCAUAUAUUACAAAUACAUCCCACUGAAACGCACAUAGAAGUUAUUAAAGAUCAUACUGCGAGAUCAGAAGAUACGGCUAAACGUUUUAUGUGUUCGCAAUGUAACUAUGCAUCAACAACUACAACACAUUUGAAACUUCAUAUACGACGCCAUCAUACUGGUGAAAAGCCAUAUGUUUGUGAAAUUUGUGGUAAUUCAUUUUUAACAUCAUAUGAUUUGAAAAAACAUAGUUAUUUGCAUACGGGAGAAAAACCUUACAAGUGUCCAAUAUGCCCGAAAUCGUUUCGUGUUAGUUCGAAGCUAAUAAAACAUAAACGGGUGCAUACCGGCGAGAGACCUUUUAAGUGUAACGAAUGCGGAAAAGGAUUUACCCAGGAAUACAAUUUAUCAGUACAUAAACGUACCCAUCUAAAACAGCAGAAGACAAAUCAAUGUCUUCCAACGUAAUAUGGAGAUUUUAGUGUAUUAAAUUUAGAUAUAUUUUUCUUGCAAAGAAAUAAAAAUAAUUUUCGACUGGCUUAGAUUAUGAAUCAGGUAAAUCGAUAUGUAGAAGUUAUGUAAAUAAAUGAAAUCAUGAAUAUUAAAUCUGUAUUUUAAUAGAAAGUCCUAUAAUACACCCAUGUAAAAUAUGUGUCGAUCGGAUCAAAAUUAACCAGGAUAUAUAAGUGUAUAUUAAGUAAAGGAUAUUUACUCUGUUGUUUAACAUUUCGCUGCUAAGUGAAAGAUAUUAAUGCGCUAUCAACUUAAUGUGAAUGCUGGGAAUGUAUGGCAUGGGUAGACAAAACCGAUGUCAAACAUGUUUUUAAGUCGGCAUCAAAUUACAGUCCAUCACCAUAAAGACAAAAGUGAUGGAUGUUAAUAAACUUUACAUCGAAAUUAUACAU
Molecule: messenger RNA, 2297 nt
Organism: Musca domestica (house fly)
Lineage: Eukaryota; Metazoa; Arthropoda; Insecta; Diptera; Muscidae
Product: zinc finger protein 708-like
Exons: 4
Coding region: 49-1860 (603 amino acids)
Cellular component (GO): nucleus
Molecular function (GO): zinc ion binding
Source: RefSeq, a predicted model, not a curated record